Molecule: messenger RNA, 1927 nt
Organism: Phanerochaete carnosa HHB-10118-sp
Lineage: Eukaryota; Fungi; Basidiomycota; Agaricomycetes; Polyporales; Phanerochaetaceae
Exons: 3
Source: RefSeq, a predicted model, not a curated record
CUUUGACCACGACCACCAUCCCCUUCAUGCUCUCCUUCAGCUCAACGCCGUAUUGAAAACAAUCCCCUUUUGACAGCCAUGGAAUCUGCACCGGUGUCGCUCCGAAUCGACACCAGCCUCUCAACAGGCGGGCUGGGUGCACCUAACUCACCGCUCGAGUCGCCAAGUGCGCUGUUCGCUGGCCGACAACGCGCACGCAGUCUCUCCCAGACACUGCUCCCUCAGCUCCGUCUUUCUAUUGACAAGUCUUCUUCAGGGAGACAGUCCGACGCCGGCCCGGAGAGACCGACCAUGUCGCUCGGCAUGGAGAAGGCGCGGAACGAAUCGCGCAAACUUCUUUCGCAUAUUCUGGCGCAGCUUGAAGAACGUAGCGUGCCACCACCUCUUCUCGAAGGCUCAGACUCUCGUACUGCGCGAUCCAGAAAAGGUAUUGCGGCGGUUGUAAGGUCUCUCUCAGGCAAAGGCAAGGCCGCCGACGCGAAGCAGGCGAAUACAAACGGCAAUGAUGACAGCGACGAAGACUAUGACCCCAAUAACCGCCCAGUAUUUUUCACCGAUGCCACCCUCAAACUCAUGGGACAACUGCGCGACACGUUACACAUAUCUUUAGCGAAUAAUUGGGAUAUCUUUGCGGCGGGCAGCUCCGAGAUGAAACCAGGCAGGCAAAACUCGUUCGAAAAGCGCCGUCGUAAACGGAGACUGAGCUCGCAGGGACGCUCUCGUUCUCGAUCUGCGUCCCCCAGCAGAUAUGACGAUGAACCGUCACAAGCACCAGAACUUCUCUCACAGUGCAUCACCAUCCUUUCUUCUGUUAUCGUCGAGGACUGUCGUUUCCGCGUCUACGCUCUCAACUUGGCGAAACCUCCAUACUCGUUGCAAGGUGUGACGUUGGACGUCGCUCAGAUUCUCCUCCACAUGCAUCGUGACGAACCUCGGAUACUCUCACGGAUCGGAUUCACCCUUAUGCCUGCCUUUCAGAGCUUCCCCACCAGUAUGCAUGCCCGCUUACUGCAAUUCUUUGAGGAGGGUGUCUUGGGCGGAAUGCUCGAGAACCUCCAGAAAAUGCAGGGGAAAGACCCUGUCACAAGCCCAGCAAACGAACCUCUGGACGAGCAGCCUCCUGUAGUCUCUAUUACUGUCGAAGAAGCCCAAGACGAAGUCAGCCAUAGCGAUCGUUGGAAGAGGUGGAGUAAACGCGCAACAGGACAUAGUCAAGGGUGUCAGUCCAGCAGUGCUCCUGAACAGGACAUUACUGUCUAUUACUUGGCAUCAUUGGUCGAGCCCUUGCUCUCGGCGAUAUUGGAGAACGUGAACCUCUUCACGGACCCAAGCCCGGUUACUCACCGUUUCCAUCGCUUCUUCACUCGAUUGAUGCAGGAAAAGCCAGACGUCUACUUAGACGUCCUGGGAGUCAUCGCGUAUCACAACUCGAAGAGUCGCUACGCCGCCACCAGUCUCCUCUUGACGUACUGGCCCAGAUCUACUGGACACGUCGUGAUCUCGAGGCCGCUCCCCAAGGUAGCUCACAUUGCUGGCCCGACCUUUCCUGACCGUCGAUCCAGCAUCACUCGUCGUACACGAAACGCAGUGGAUCACCCGUAUGCCCACCAGUUCAUGCCUUGGCGGUUCGCUCUUCCGGCGAGCUCAUUUGGCAUGUUUGGGGAGUUUUCCUCAAACCGCUGCAGGGCCUGUUCCGACGCCGUCGAUGGGUUCGGUUUGUUGUGUCCUUUUUGCAUGUGCGCCGUGCACUUCGACUGUUACGACUACCCCGAAGGGAGCUUCUUCACGGAGUACGCGCUGCAAAGUGACCCGAAUAUCCGGAAAGUCGCCGUCCACAGGUUCUGCCACGUCCUGCCGAGCAGGCACGGGAGCACGACCUUGACCGUCAGGAAGGAACAGCACGUGUUCCGCAUGGUCAAUACCUUCA